Messenger RNA from Annulohypoxylon truncatum, 2117 nucleotides. RefSeq names its product DUF185-domain-containing protein. Bases 231 to 1766 code for a protein of 511 amino acids. The transcript has 2 exons. Gene Ontology annotation, molecular function: protein-arginine omega-N symmetric methyltransferase activity. The record is from RefSeq and is a predicted model, not a curated record. Gene Ontology annotation, cellular component: mitochondrion. NCBI's taxonomy places the organism in Eukaryota, Fungi, Ascomycota, Sordariomycetes, Xylariales, Hypoxylaceae.
UAUAGUAACAUCCCACCAUCCCACCUUAAAUUCGAUCAUAGGUACUUAGGUACCUUACCCGAACCUCAAACCAGCUCGCCAAUCAACUCAACCUUAAAUUCCAACCCCCCUGUAAAGCCGGCAAUAACCCGAACCACCCAUCGAAAAAAGCUUCCCGCAAGCCACAAGCCCGUCUUUCCCUCACGCCACGAACAAUACCUACCUAGUAAAGAGUUCCAAGAGUCCCAAAUAUGGACUCCCCGAUCGUGACCCAACUCUUCCGCCAGCUAUUCAGACACCCGGCUUGUCAAUCGAGGAGAAACCUGGUCACGUUGUCGUCCUGCCUUCGAUAUGGACGACAUAUCCUCCAGCUGCAACAUCAGCAGAGGCGGCACAAGGCCACUCGGCCGCACAUCGUCAGAGGGGCGAAGAAGGGACUGCCGGAUAAGGAGCUCCAUUGGCAGCAGAGGAACGAUCUAUUCUCCGUCGACCGGUACGACGAGUAUAAGGCGUAUCCGACGGUGACGGCGAACAGUCUGAGAUCGAAAGGGGAGCGUCCGCGCCAGGUCAAGAUGCUCAUGCGGGACUUCAUUGAAGACAGCCUCUAUAAUCCUCACUACGGCUACUUCUCCAAACAGGUCGUCAUUUUCACGCCCGGGGAACCUUUCGAUUUCAACUCUAUACCAGACGAACCGAGUUUCUACUCCGAGCUCGGGAGGCGGUACACCGAAUUCGAGGAUGCGCUGGAUGCUAAGGACAAGCAAGUCAACGACACGCGACAGAUAUGGCAUACUCCUACCGAGCUUUUCCGCCCUUACUACGGCGAGGCGAUCGCGAGGUAUCUCAUGUCCAACUACCUCAUGACCACGUACCCCUACCACGACCUGAUCAUCUACGAGAUGGGAGCCGGUCGCGGAACCCUCAUGCUUAACAUCCUGGACUAUAUCCGCGACAUAGAGCCCGCCGUGUACGACCGCACGAAGUUCAAAAUCAUCGAGAUCUCGCCCUCGCUCGCCGCCCUCCAGAACUCGCAACUGCUGUCGACGGCCGCGACCAGGGGUCACGCCAGCAAGGUCGAGAUCAUCAACAAGUCCAUCUUCGACUGGAACGAGCGCGUGCCGUCCCCGUGCUUCUUCCUAGCCAUGGAAGUCUUCGACAACUUCGCGCACGACGUGCUGCGCUACGACCUCGACACCGAGGAGCCGCUGCAGGGGACCGUGCUCAUCGACGCCCAGGGCGACUUCUACGAGUUCUACGAGCCGACCCUCGACCCCGUCGCGGCGCGGUACCUGCGCGUGCGCCACGCCGCGACGCAGGGGCUCUACCGGGUGCCGUACCCGACGUCCCGCGCGGUCCGCUGGCUCAAGAAGCAGCUGCCCCUCGCGCCGAACCUAUCGGACCCGGAGUACAUCCCGACGCGGCUGAUGCAGUUCUUCGACAUUUUGGAGAAGUACUUCCCCGCGCACCGGCUGCUGACGAGCGACUUCCACACUUUGCCCGACGCCGUCCGCGGCCUCAACGCGCCCGUCGUCCAGACCCGCUUCCAGCGCCGCAUGGUCCCCGUCUCCACCCCGCUCGUCCACCAGGGCUACUUCGACAUCCUCUUCCCCACCGACUUCGCCGUCGUCGAGGCCGUCUACCGCGCCAUCACCGGCAAGCUCACCCGCGUCCUCAGCCACGAGCAGUUCAUGCGCAGCUGGGCCUACGUCGAGGAUACGAGGACCCGGAGCGGCGAGAACCCCUUGUUGAGCUGGUAUCGGAAUGCUAGUGUCUUGGUUACCGUGUAAGGGGAGCUGGCUGGUGAGUGGGCUUUGGUGCGGGAUGGCUGAUGGUAUGCAUACCUAUCUAGGUAGAUAGGAAGGGAGGGACGGAGGUCAUGUUGGGCUUGGGUAGACUACUAGACUAUGCAUGGGGAUGGUGUUAUGGUGUAGCGUAUGCAUAGGUAGGCUUGAUCUGAUCGAGCCUUGACGCAUUGGGAGCGGAAACGGAAGGGGACAUACGGGUUGUGUAUGUGUUUAUUUAUACAUAGCAUGUACGUAUACCUAUCACAUAAAUACGCAGCGGCCUGGGUAGGUAGGUAGGCUACCUAGGGUAUAUAAAUCGCCGGGUGAAAGCCACCUAUGAGGCUAAACAAACAC